This is a messenger RNA of Penaeus vannamei (Pacific white shrimp), 5563 nucleotides long. Lineage: Eukaryota; Metazoa; Arthropoda; Malacostraca; Decapoda; Penaeidae. The record is from RefSeq and is a predicted model, not a curated record.
GUUACAGGCGGACGAUCGUGGCAGUAAUGAGUAGUCGAGCGUAAAAGGGCUCGAGGGGCGAUUUUGAAGAGGAUGUGGGCAUUUGAAGUCACGUGACGUCACACUCCAACCGCCAAACUGACGCCCCACACCAACACGGAGUCCGAGGAGGGGAUGCUGGAGGGAGUGUCGCGUCGCGCCUUCGGAGGCUCUUCGGGAACGUACAACGUGCGGGCCUCCGAGCUGGCGCGACACAAGGCCCUCAAGACUCUCCGAGUCCAGGUCGCCUUCCUCGACGACUCCACGCAGGUCUUCGAGAUAGAGAAACGCGCCAAAGGGCAGGCGCUGCUGGAUCUCGUGUUCAACCACCUCGAACUGAUCGAGCGGGACUUCUUCGGCCUCCAGUACUUCGAGUCCGCCGUCAACAAUGAGAAUCCGAGGCUCUUAGAGGGACUCCUCGCGAAAAAGAGGUGGCUGGACCCGCUCAAACCCGUGAAGAAACAGCUGCGCAUCAGGACAAAGAGUCUGGGAACAUGUGGUCUUCCGGUCCUCUACUUCCGGGUGAAGUUCUGGGUGAGCGACCCGGGCAAGCUGGCGGAGGAAUACACGCGCUACCACGUGUUCCUGCAGCUUCGGCGGGAUGUGUUGGAAGGGCGCCUGUCGACCCCGCCCUCCACGGCUGCCCUGCUCGCCUCCUACGCCCUGCAGUCCGAACUGGGCGACUACAACAUCGACGAGCACGGGAGCACCUACCUGGCUGACAUGAGGCUCGUCCCCAACCAGAAUGAUGAGCUGGAGAAGAAAAUCAUAGAGCUACACAAACUGCAUAAAGGGCAGACUCCAGCAGACGCAGAGUUCAAUUUCUUAGACCAUGCUAAGCGGUUAGAUCUCUAUGGCGUCGACCUGCACAAAGCCAGGGACUCAACCAACCGCGAGAUACACCUGGGUGUAACUGCGAUAGGUCUGGUGGUGUUCCAGAAUGGAAUAAAAAUAAAUACCUUUAGCUGGGCCAAAAUUGUCAAGAUCUCGUUCAAGAGGAAGCAAUUCUUCAUUCAACUUCGAAGAGGCUUGACAGACCAGACUGACAGUAAACCCGACCCAGGUUCAUUUCUACAAAUUGUCAAGAAAAGACUCUAUAGAAAGUCCGAGAAUUAUGACAGUGUACUAGGUUUCAACCUUGGCUCCUACCGGGCGUGCAAGUGCCUCUGGAAGUCUUGCGUUGAACACCAUACCUUCUUCCGUCUUCACACUCCAAGGACCCCGGCCAGAAAAAACUUACUGACACUGGGGAGCAAGUUCCGUUACAGUGGACGCACAGAAUUUCAGACAGUGGAGGAAUGUAAGAGACGGGCAAGAGUGGAGAGGACAUUUGUCAGGUCUCCGUCCAAAAGGUUUGCCCGCCAAACAGUGCCGACCCCGAGUGACAUCAGCCGCAAACCUCGGUCGGGCUCGGGAUCUUCGGUUAGGCCAAGAACCGACUCCUCAGGGUACAAAGUUACUUCCCUCCAGGGCACCAAGACGCCGAAGAUGGCAUGGGGUGAAGCACAAACACCAGACACCCCGGCGGGAGUGACGAGAGCGCCCACGGCUUGGUCACCAUCCGAAUGAAGCCUGACGAAGGGGGCAAGUUCGGCUUCAACGUGAAGGGCGGCUCCGACCAGAACCUGCCCGUCCUGGUGUCUCGAGUGGCGCCCAAUACGCCCGCAGACCGAUGCUAUCCCAGGCUCAACGAGGGCGACCAGGUGCUGCUGAUCAACGGGCGCGACGUCUCGGCGAUGACCCACGAGCAGGUGGUCAACUUCAUCCGCGCCUCCAGGGAGUGCCACUCGGGGGAGCUCGUCCUCACCGUCAAGCAGAACGUGUACCUUGCGGAGGAGCUCGAGGAGGAGCCCGCGUUCCGGUAUGUCCCCGAAGCCCUUCCCGCGAGCGUUACCGUGUCUGGCAACCAGACUGCCCCCUUGCACGAGUCCAUGCUGCUGCUUGCCGAGGGCCUGGAGGCCGGGUCGCUGGUGGCGCAGUUCGAGCAGCUGUACCGCCGCAAGCCGGGACUCACGGUCAACGAGGCGCGGCGACAAGAGAACGAGAAGAAGAACAGAUACCGGACACAAUCUCUCCUUGCAGAUGACACAACGCGAGUCAUCCUCACAAGUGCAGUCUCUGGGGACUACAUCAAUGCCUCCUAUGUGAACAUGGAGAUCCAGGGGUCAGGGAUCAUCAACCGCUACAUAGCCUGCCAGGGUCCUCUAGCAGGCACCUGUACCGACUUCUGGGAAAUGGUGUGGGAACAGCAGUCAACUCUAAUAGUGAUGUUAACCACAGUUGUCGAACAGGGCAGAGUAAAAUGUCACCGAUACUGGCCUCGCUUGAAUGAGACUGUCGAGUUUGGGACUCUCCAGGUCACUUGUCUGAAGGAGGAGGAGACGCCAGGUUUUGCGUUUAGAGAAUUUACUCUCAUCAACACAGAGACUCAGGAUGAGCGACACAUCACCCACAUGCAGUACCUGGCAUGGCCGGACCAUGGUGUCCCUGACGACUCAACAGAAUUCCUCCACUUUGUAACCCAAGUUCGCCAAGCUAGAGCAGGUAUGGUUGAACCCACGAUCGUACACUGCUCAGCAGGCAUUGGGAGGACCGGUGUGCUCAUCUUGAUGGAGACUGCACAGUGCUUGAUUGAGGCCAACGAGCCAGUUUAUCCACUAGAUGUAGUUAGAGCUAUGAGGGAUCAGCGUGCAAUGAUGAUCCAGACAGCUAGUCAAUACAGAUUUGUAUGCGAAGCCAUUCAGCGAGUGUACUCAGAAGGCCUUGUUAAACCUCUUGCCGAGUACCAGCAGAGAUGAGGGAUUUAACGUCACUUGAUUAUAGUGACAAAGUGUGACAACUGUGUAUCAGAUGUACAUUUUCUGUGACUGAAGAUAAGGCAUAAGUUAUAGCUGAGCCAUGACAUGACAGCAGAGAUAUUUCUACUGUUUCCUGUGAUGGAAAUGGCAUAAAGAUAAAGACAGAACGAGGCAUGCUGGUUGUAAAAGUGAGGAAAUAGAGCGAGCAUACUGUGUAUAUAUCCUAUAAUAGGAGCUUGAAAACAAUUUAUCCUACAAUAGGAGUCUGGAAAAGAAUUUUUACCUGAAAUCCGUGUUCUGCCUCGAGAGGAUGAAUCUCUCUGGGGCCCAAAGCUACCACAGUAAGAAAAAUGAAAAAAAAACAAAAAAAAAAUGUAGAUAGUAAAAUAAAUUGCUAAAAGUAUUUAUGAAUAAUGUGAGCUAUAUCAAUGACAUUAAAAUAACAAAGAGCACUGCUCAUUCCCUGUAAGAAAUCGGGUAUGUCCAGACUAUCUUUUGAAUCAAUGUAAACAUCAAAAUGAUCAUUGCUCAAGACCUAUUUAUUCGCCAGUUCCACAGCAACAGCGAAAUGAGGAACUUUCAAAUUCCUCGAUAAUUGUGUGUUCAUAUAUACACACUGUCAUAGUGUGUUGUUGAAACACCUUGUGUGUAUGUGCAUGCAUUAGUUGGUUACCAAAAUGCCUGUACAUAAUCAUGUGCACUGGAGUGUGAAUACUGUAGAUAAUACAAUCUUUUUAAAAGACAGAUCCUAACCCUAGUAGUGUUUCUACUGUACAGGAUAUUUUCUAUUUACUAUUAAAAAAGAUCAGUAGUUACACUUGAGACACUCUGACCCUCACCACUCAAGCCUUUGUGAAACAUGUUGCAGAUUUUUGUGUCACCAUGCUGAUAUUGGGAAUGAACCGAAAAUUUAUAUGGAUGCCAUUAACCCAGCAGUUUAUUUGGUGAGGGUGUUAUGGAGCAGUGGAAAUUGGUGACAUAAAAUGGUGUUAACAUGUACACUGCCAAAGUUUCACUCUUGUUUGCCAGGGAUGCUACUCUCAACUUCAAGAAAACAGUCCAGUUAAGCACAAGAUGUGGUGUGUUAUUAAAUUGUUGCUGUUACUUUAUGUUCUCCAGCUCUGGCAGAUUAUGACCGUGCUGGCAUUUUGCUGCUAAACUGAAUGCGAUAUGUUAAAGGCAUUGUAGUAACAUAAUAGUACAGGGUAUUUCACCACAGUGCCUCUCUAUCUAAAAUAUUCUGUUUGGAAAAAGUGCACAUUACUACUGGAUGUGAGUAUUGACACUGUCUCUUAGCACCCCAAGCAUUACAAGGGCUAGCCACUCCCCCCACAGUCCUGGGACCCACAUGUGCCUUUCUCUUGUUGUAAGAGCCUGCCUCAAGCAACUGACAAUCCCCACACUGAUGGUAUACACUCAUCAUCAGAUAGAAAUGCUGUUGUUUUAACAGUGUUGCACAGCACAGUGCCUCUGACUCAAUAACUUCACUUUGAAGGUAUUUUGACCUACUAUUCCUAGGCAGUUUUCCUAUGCUGAAAUUGAGAUGUAAAGUGGGUGUAGGAAUUAUUCUCUCAAAGGCUCUUUAUUGCCUUCUAGGCUUUUUUUUACCCUAGGGCAACUUGGGUGCUGCUGCCCUACACCACUCAGGGUAUGGUAAACACACUUAGAACACAUUAUGCCUUUGGUCGAGCAUUUUAAUGCGCAAAUUUUACCUGGUCAUGAGUUUAUGUAAUGUAUGUGGAAAAAGAAGUUUUCUUGUAUGGUUGAAUGCUGACCUUGUCCUCAGACGUUAAGAUAAUUAGAAGCAAACAGUUUUUUUUCCUUUCCUCAUCUAAACCUCUGGCUAGCCUGCCCAUCAAGUAGUUUAGUCUUAGAGGCUCCUGACAGACUCAAGAUGUUACUGUUGUUAUGGAAAAAAGGCAAAGAUUGAUCUUUUUGAUUUCAGGAAUAAAUCUCAUGUUUGCAAUCUCUGUAUGCAAGGAAUUGGUUCUGUUAAGAAUGGUUCUAGUCAUUUAUAUUGUAAAGACACGAACCAACGUUGAAAGAGUACACCUAAAAAAAGAAAAAACAAGAUUGGGGUCAUACCUUUUUUGUAUUUUAAAAAUUCAGACCCAAAACCUCAAAUUUUUGUGAAUGUUGGUUUGGUAUGUACAGGAUUAACAGUUGUGUGUGCUUUUUACCUUCAGUAUUAAGUGCAAGACCUACAUUCUUCCUUCUGCAUUUGUUCCCGUUUCACUUGUACUUUUCAUGCAACCCACUUGUGUACUUGUGAAAUCCCCUUUUUAGAUUUUUCAACUUCUGUGAUUUUUUUUCUCAUGUGUGGUUAACAUAGGAUGUUACAAAUGUAUUACCAGUAAUUAUUUUCUUGAUCCAACCUGCAUCAGAGUGAAAGAAGUAACGCUGUCCUUCACAUAACCUGAUACCCUCGGUGACCAGUGAUAUGUUCUCAGCAGUAUUUUUAUUAGGCAAAUUCUGGGAUACAGUUUUUAAAAAGUAAGGCAGAAAUAAGUUGCAAUGAAAGUAUUGCUGAGGCAAACUGUAUCUGGUCAAGUACAUUCAUACUAGUGAUGAAUAUACUGUUUAUCACAACCAUUAGGAAGUGCAUUGCAGUGCACCAUGUAUGAAUUUUGCUGAAAUGGUUUAAAACUUAUCCUGAUUUGUCAUAUUUUAAGUAAUGUAAAUCAGUGUGACAGGGAAAAUUGUGUUGUAUUUGACACAAAUGAGCAAUAAAGGAAAAUGGUUUGUAA